UUCCGCAUCACGCUACCCACCACUUGCCAGUCCCUCCACGCUCUUCGUCGUCGUCAUUGUGUCUCACGUCUCACGGCACUUUCGGUCGACGACGACGACGACGACGACGACGACGGUCGCUCCUCUAGCUCGUCUCUUCGUUACCGUCUCUUCCUCGCGUGCACGGCGGACUGAGGACUCUCGCUUCUCAAACGAGAGAGCAGUCCGGACAUCUCCUCGCGCCGGCUCACUCUCCAAGUCUGCUCUUCAAGUUCUCUCCCGACUCGGGUCGUCGUCUCCACGACGAGAGAGAUCUGUCGAGUCCUCCGGUCGGAUAUCUCAGAAUCCCGGCGCCGUGCGUCGGGUGAAUCUCAGUGGUGCUGUUUUUUCCAUGAGCGAUCCGGCGUAGAGCCUUCUGCGAGCCGGCAGACUCCUCUCUCUUCCGGAGAUCGUGUUCCUCCCCCCCGCGGAAGAUCAUCCGCGAUCCUCCCGCGAAUGUCGUCGCGCCCGAGCCGCCACCGGCCGUCAUCGUCCUCAUUCUCCGAGGACGCGUCCGGCCCGUCGAUGAGGCCCGUCAACCGGCAUCUCGCAGAUCCCCGCGAACGGCAUGACGGCAGCAGCCGGAGUCGCGAGACCACCUAAGCUUCCUAGACCCCCGUGAGACCCCGGACGGGGCCCUCGAUCGCGGUGACGUCACGAUCUAAGAAUCAGCGAGAGACCACGGCGGAGGGAUCGCGCGACUUCAAGAUGGCAGAAACACCCGAGAUGGAAUCGCCUUCGGCCCGUCAGGAUUGUCUCGUUGAGGCCCAAGAGGAUUCCACCUCAGUGGAGCCCGAGCCGGGAAGCGCAUUACCGCCGAGCGAAACGACGUCGUCGACGACGGCGGCGGCCACGCCGCCAGCAGCAGAUGACGUCGCCGAGGACGAGCGGCGAUCUGUUAUGCAAAACUCGUGCGAAAAUCUGGUGAUGGUGUGCGAGAGACUGGACGAGAAACCCGAUGACGCGGGACGACCCGAGGACGAGCAAUCGAGCGAUUGUUCUCGCGCCUUGAAGCAAGAGGCGGAGAAGGAGGUUGACAUGGGUCCGAAAAUGGGGAAGGAGGUCGGCGAGGAGGACGAAGGUGAUUCGACGGAGGAACCUCUCGAACCCGAAGAGCCCUCGAAAGUGAAUUCCGAGGAUGCGGAAACCGAAACCACCGCCAGUGUCUCCCGGAAGAGGCCGGCCGGCAGCGAUUUUCUGCCGAUCGGCGCGGAGAUCAAGCGGAUCGGCGUCGAGAUCUCGGAGGAGGAGGCGACGCAGCGGCGAAACGACGUCAGGCGACUGUCGCCGGUGCUGGUGAGCCAGCGGGAGCGCACUCUGGGCGAGGUGUCCUUGACCGCGGAGUCCUGCCUCUUCGGAAUGGACAACGACGGAACGGGCGAUGACGCAGAAUCGCCAUCUCCGCAAAACGAGAUUAAGGACGCGAUUGUCGAGAAGGAAACACUCGGGAGGAUCGACGCGAGUCCUUUGACGGAGUGCGCGAGCGGCAAUAACGAGGACAUUUCGGACCGCGCGAUCGGAAAGGUGAAUUACGACAGCGAAGAGGAAAUUCUCGGCGCAGCUUCUUCCGCGUCUUCGAGGUGCAACGGCUUCGACGGCGAAACGGCGGAGUUGCGUCCGGACGAUGUCGCGGAUGCGAACGACGAGAUCGCACCCUGCGCUCUAACCGAGAAGAGCAUCGUCGAAGGGAUGACGAGUCCGACACCGUCGAGUCCCUCUUGUCGACGUUUGAUGGUGGUGCUGAACCGCUGCGAGGAGGCGGAUUUGAAGAAGAAAGAAAUCGAGAAGCUCGGUAAGGACGCGUGCGAUCGUGUCGCGGAAAAGAAUUCUCCCGAAAGCAGAAGUUCCGUCGACGAGGAAUGCGACUCGCAAAUUAAGGAAACUCCGAAGAAGCAGAGAUGGCAGGGGGACAACAACUGCUCGCCGACGACCAGAUCGAAAAGAAGCGAGUCGAUGGAGAACGUACAGAGUCCGGACAGUAGUCCGGUCUUGAAAAACUGCACAGUUGUGUUGGAGCGAAUGAUCGAGAUGAGGCAGCAGGCUCACUCGGACGAUGCCGAAGAGGACGCGAGAAUUUCGAAGAAAGUCGAAAAGGAGUCCGCGGCACCGGUGGCGGUGAUCGGUAAAUUGGGGGAAAACGAGGAAGUAGUGUUGACGAGCUCUUCGCCCGCCGACGAAGACGCGCGUGCAUCGCACGAAUUAGAUUCGACGGAGACGAUGCCGAGCUCGCCGGAGGAGACGCAGGAGGCGCCGCCGACAGACGUCGCCGAGGCAGUCGACACCGAGACGGAGACGGAAACGGGCUCGGACAGUUCAGAGGUGUCGCUCAGCAUCGCGGGCAUCCGCGAGCUGCGCGACGUCGACGUCGCGUCCUCUGAGCUGCCCUGCUCCGAAGCGGAGCGAGGCGAGCUGUGCUGCGUGGAGGUAGCGAUGGCGCCGAUCAUGACGAGGCUGGAGGCCGAGCGGCCGGAGCCCUACACCGAAGACUCCGCCGAGAGCCUGGCCCUGGCGACCGGCGCUAGGGAUGAAGUCAGAUCCGACGGGAGUGACUCUGGUUUGGGGAACGAGAUCGUCGGCGAUCCUGGACCGGCACCGGCUCCUGAAAGCGAUUCGGAAACAUCCUUCCUCGACAGACUGCCGGACGACAUCCUUUCCGAUAAAGAGAAAGGCGUGAACCAGCUGGACAGCUUUGCGGCGUCGUCGGGCGCGUCCGGGACGCCGGGUCAGCCGCCUCUAACGAGCUUCCGAACGCUACCGGCCAAAAGUAACCUGAAGCGCAGAUUGACCGAUUGUAUGGAGAGCGAUGAGUCGCGCAGUAAUGCCGACGAGCCCGUAAAGAAGAAACGCAACAUCCAGUUUGAUGCCGUGACGGUCUAUUACUUUCCCAGGGCGCAAGGCUUUACUUGCGUACCUUCUCAGGGCGGCAGCACCCUGGGCAUGAGCGCGACGCAUACGCACGCCGAGAGAUUUUCGCUGUCGGAGCACGCUGCCGAACAGCGCCGAAUUCAUCGCGCGCGUCUCGCGCAGCUGCGCUCCGAGCGCAGCUGUGCGACCAACUGCGUGACGAGCGAGACGGCGUCGAGCUCCGAGGAUCCAAGCGACGACACGGACGAGGAGCCGAGCGACAAUGAGGAGCUCGACAUCGACAGCUAUUACUUCCUGCAGCCGGUACCCACGUGGCAGCGCCGGGCGUUGCUGCGCGCCGCCGGCGUCCGGAGAAUAGACGCCGUCGAGAAGGACGAAUGCCGCGAUAUACGCGCCAGCCGAGAGCACUGCGGUUGCGGGUGCAAGGGCUACUGCGAUCCCGAGAGCUGCCCUUGCAGCAGGGCCAACGUCAAGUGUCAGGUGGAUCGGCCGGGAUUUCCUUGCGGUUGCACGCGCGACGGCUGCGCGAACAAUUCGGGCAGGAUCGAAUUCAACCCAGUGCGGGUGCGAACACACUUCAUUCACACGUUGAUGCGACUAGAACUGGAAAAGAAGCAGCGCGAGGAGGAGGGCGGCGGCGAACACGAUCGUGUGACGGACAAUCAAGGGCAAGGCGGCCGGGCUGGCGGUCCCCUGAGAGAAAUCGGUUCCCUGGGUUCCGUCAUGGACACCGGAGGCGGUGACGCGUGCGCGCUUCCGGGCGCGGGGCCAGGAGGCGGGGGCGGGUUCACGACCUUGCACUACGAAACGGGUCACGACGGCGGCGUGGUGACGGCCGGUUGUCAACCGGAAGUGCCCGGCACGCGGGAGGACAGUCUGGACCUGUACGCGAUCAGGGACGACUGUUACGCGAGCGAGGACGCGGUGGACGGCAGCCAAUCGGUGGUCGGGGUGCAGCGUAAGCUUCACCCGGAAUUCAGUCAAACCUUCCAGAGUUUUUCGCAGAAUAGCGGCGGCGGAGGUGGCGCGGGCAGCGGCGGCGGCGGUGGAGGUGGCGGCAUGAGCUUCCAGCAGUCCUCGUAUCAGGACUACGGAUCGCCGUACGCGAGUCUGCCGUCCACGUCGCGAGUACCGCAGUUCCAGCCGGCGCAGUUCCAGUCGCCGAACAAUCCGGCCGCGUUCGCGCAUUACGGGCCUUACGGCGGCGCCCAGGACGCCGCCAACGCCGCGGCGCUUCAAGGUGCCUGCGCGCAAGCACAUCAGAAUGUUCAACAGCCACCGCAGCAGCAGCAACAGCAGCAGCAGCAGCAGCAGCAGCAGCAGCAACAGCAGCAGCAGCAGCAGCAGCAGCAGCACUCGUCGUACGAAUCGACGGUGUUCGCGCAGGAGGACGCCGCGAGUGCCGCGCAAUAUACCAAUCUCACUAACUCGGUGCAGCCGAUGAGCGCGAGCGUGGUGCAGCAGAUGCAGCAGGGCAAGCUCGAGCCGUUCUCGGAGCUGCUGAGCGGCCGGUACUCGUACUACGGCGAGAUGCACGAGCCGCAGCCGCAGCAGCAGCAACCGCAGCCGCAGCCGCAGCAGCAGCAGCAUCAUCAUCACGGCACUUACGGCACUCACGGUGGUCACGGGACGGUCGGCAAAGUUGUGGAGAUGGUCGAGCCCGUCCAGGUGACCGGCGAGCAGCAGUCUUCGGCCGCGGCCGAAGACUGCGAUGAGAAUUUCGGCGAAAUCAUCAAGAAAUCCAUGGUGGAGACCGUGUCCGCCUAGACGGCGGAAUCUUUUUCGCGGCAGGACCGUUCCGAGUAAACACCGACGUCGCUCGAUGCGCGUCGCGACGAACCAGGAGGACGAGGAACUUGAUUCUUUAGCACGUGAAAGUUCGGUCUGCUUUCGGCCGAACGGCGGAAUUCGCCGAGUACGAAUAUACUCGGAUACACACUCGGAGGCGCGGCUUCUCCCGAAGCCCGGAAGAGAGCGAAAUUCUUCGGAUCUCGUCUGAGUUCAGCGGCGACUUCGAGGACGAUUUAGACGAAAAAGGCUUCCGGGGGUUGUUGACAGUUCACCUCCCCCGCGCGCGACACGCGAACAAGGGUCAAUGUAAGUGCCCUCCGAGGGAGAAGGAAGAUCCUCCGGCACCGAACUGACGACAAGCGGGUCUCGUUACGGAGGUCGUUAGGCAAUUUUACGGCUACGACGUGUGCGUCCGCCCGGGAUGGAGAAACUCGUGACGUCAUCGUCGACCCGCGGAAUCGAUACGCCGGCUGGAAUCAACUGAUUUCGCGACCUGGAGAGACUCGGACGAUUUUUACUGCGAUCGAAGAGUUUUUAAAAUUCCUUCCUUUGCAGCAGAAGUUAGAAAACCUUCCGGAUCGUGAAAUUAAGCGACUCAUUCGGUGUAGAUCGACGAUAAUGUCAGCGAGCGAGGCGACAAGAAUCAGGGCCUGGAAGAGUCCGAAGCAGUACUCUGCGGGCCUCGGAUUCUCGUCGACAUUCUUCAAGAGCGAUCCGUAAGCAAUGGUGGGAAGAGAUUCAACGAGGUUGUGACCAAGAAAUAACAUGGGAUCAGCUUAGAUUGCAGUUUAUAAUAUCUAACUUUAAUACCUUAAGCGUAGAGCCGAUCGACCGGAAGCGGGUCGCAUUUCUUUUUAAGCGAGCCUCGGCUCAGAGGCUGCGCUCGCGAAUAAUGCAUCGAUCCGGAGAGAAUUUGCUCACUCUAAUUCGAGAGAGCCAUUUUGGAAUGUCAAAUGUCAAAAUUUGCAUCGUCAAAAUAUUGCAACAUAUUUUAUUUAAUGUUUAAUAUUUAAUGUAAUUGAAAUUUAUAUAAUCUGUAUUCGAUAUUUUUCUAAUAUAAUAUUUUCACUUUAUAUAAUUCGAUAUUUUUAUAUUGAAUUUUCUACCUGAUCCUUUAUGAUAUUUUGUACACACAAAAAUAUGUCUGAUUUAUUCAAUAUUUUAUAUAAAGCAAAACAUUUAUAUUCAAUAAAACUUAGAUAGCUUAAGAAAUUAAUUCUCAUUUUUAUAUCCAAGCGCUUAGAAUCAAUAAACAUUAAAAGAUUGAAAUUUUAUAGAGUACAAUGCGUCUCUUGGUCGAAGCGACAUUCCACAGUGGAAAUUCCGGAUCUCUUGAAUCUUUAGAGCCGCCAAAUCGCACUCCGGAGCGACAUUUCGAGUCGUGAAGCAGCAGAACGAAACAGCUUUUCGCUGAUCGUCGUU
Messenger RNA from Linepithema humile (Argentine ant), 6096 nucleotides. NCBI's taxonomy places the organism in Eukaryota, Metazoa, Arthropoda, Insecta, Hymenoptera, Formicidae. The record is from RefSeq and is a predicted model, not a curated record.